AGUGAACAACGCAGUUAAGUAGUGCGCUCUGAGUGCUUAUGUCAAAAAGUUAUAAUUUAUCCUGAGCCUGGCUGACUACUGAUCAACCCACACUCGCUGGCGACUUUCGCAAAUAAAAAAGGAUUUUACAAGAUUCUUCCUUUGCCUUAGUGCGUAGGUCACUACAAUGGCGCCACUAGGCUUAAAUGGCCCAACUCUCGGGAAGAGACAUCAGCAUUUCAACAAGUUGGUUAAAGAAGGUAUCGCCAACCCUCAACCACAAACAAACAUUAGCUUGGACAACGCCGAUGUUGAAAAUUUACUGAAAAUUGAUCUGGCGUGUCACAACAAGGAUGUUGAUUACAUUAUUGCCGUAUUCAAGACUGGCGACAUGCUGUGCCUGUCUCGUGCGCUCGCUCAUUCUAUCUGGCUAAUUACCGAUCCACAAUAUGCACAUAUUAUCAACCCUGACUAUCUUAAUUCACAAUUACUUCCACAAAUGGGCGUUAAAGCAUUCGCCAAGUUAAAAAAACAUGUGAGGCAUCACAUCAAAGACGAAGUACGAGCUGAACAAUUUUAUUCGGACGAAAAAAAUACAAACGACGCUUUAAAAUGGUUACCGUAUUGUUCAGUAACUUUUAUCGAAACUAAUGUCGAAAAACAUAUUGAUAAUUUAAAACUUAGAACAUUUAAACGGUUGUGUGAAAGAUCUAUCAACGUAUUUGAGAUUGUUUCAAAACACAUACAAUACUACGAAAUAACAAAGUAUGCUCGAGCUGCAACUUUUUUACUAAAAGCUGAUGUUAAUAAGUAUUUGGAUAUAAUGGAAAAGAAGGAGGCUAUCCAAUACAUGCCACAACUGAAUGACAAAGCGACACACUUAAUUAUGAAGACUUGCCCGAAAAGAAUAAUGGACAAAUUUGAUCAGUAUGCAAGUUGUAUUGAUUUGCCAACCUUUUCGAGGUAUCUCAAGAAGGAUGAAAUCAAAACGUUUUUAUACGCGCAAGCUGUAAAAGAUAGGGAUCAUCGUUACCAGUUCCACAAUUUACGAAGAUUAUUCAACUACGAUGUACUAAAACACUUCAUUAAUAGAUUGCCAAAAAGCGAGCAAUUUGAUUUCGUAAAAAAAAUAUUUAUUGAUAAGGAAAAUGUAGACGCCAUCAUAGACAAUUUAGAGGAAGGCACAGAGCCAUAUCAGAUGAAAAUGUUGUGCAGCGUGGUAAAUACGCCUGGUUACGUGUGGUAUCGCUUCGCUUCUUUUGAACGAGCAUUUGAGGACAUAAGUGAAAUGAUAUCUAGGGAUCUCGACAACAAGAACAAAUCGGCGAUGCUGAAAUUACUUAUUUCAUGUGCUGACAAUAACUUGCACCACAUACAAACUUUACUCGAGUAUUUUCUUGACAGACACAAGAAGGAGGAAUCAAAUUUCACGCUCAAAUUUACCACAGAAUUAAUAAAAAACACAAAUAUUAUAGAGUAUGAUGAGAAAACUUGGAACCUAGUUAACGAACUAUUCAAAAUAUUAAAAAUAUAUGAUGAAACUGACGAAAGUAAUCCUUCUUCUGUAAAGAGCCAUCUGAUCGUUGAAUGUAUAAUAAUACAUAAUCUACUACACGACCAGAAUAUACCUGCGGUUAUAAAGCAGAAAUUCUCGUUUCGGACUUUAAUAUCUUAUGGAAAAAAACUUGAUACAGAGCAGAGAGACAAGAUUUUUGCUUUUGUGUACGAAACUAUGAUUCAUAAAUUUAAACCAAUUACAAAAGAAGAAGACUUUACUGAGUCUAUUCAAAUUGUAUUAUGUUUACUAGAAUUACUUCAGGAUUGGAAUAAGCAACUAACGGACUAUCCUUUCGUAAUUGACAAAAUCAAAGAAUUCGUUAAGAUAAAGGAAGAUAACUCCUGGAAAGAUAGUUUGUUGCCUUUGUACAACUUUAACAAGUCGUGGCGGAAAUAUAUGUUUGAAGAAUCUAUUACAAUAAAUCCAUGUGAGGAGGCGUGCUUGAAUGCUCUGAAGCACGAUCCUCAGUUACUCGAGCGUCACGACAAGGAGAUAGACACGUUGCGAAGUAACGAUGCCGUCUCGCUGCGGCGUCUGCUCGCCAAGCUGCGCGUCUACUGGCCGCACUCACUCGCUCAGCAGUGGAUCGACGCGUACUUGCUAAAUCUGAACAAAUCGGAAGGACAUAAGGCUACUAUACGUGGUAUAUGCGCAUCUCUGCCUCGAAAACCGCUUGCUGAGUUCAUAGAAAAAUAUAAGCCAGCAGGUGCAAAAAUAGACUGGAGUGCAGUUGAUGAUCGAGUUCUCAGUAUUCAACGCUUUAUAGCUAAAAACAUGCACAUCGCACGGCCGAAACCUGAACCUGACACAAUCUUAUUGUACGCAAAAGGUGACUAUUUACAAUUCGCCCUCCCCUCGCUGUUAGCAAUAUACAAUAAUUUGAAUGUAACCCAAAGUCAAGAACAUCUUCCAAAACUUUUAGAUGCACCAGUGUCUAUUCAAAAGCACGGCAUUAGAUUAGCAUUUCGUAAGCUGGAUCACGAAGCCGUCAAAAAAAUUUUCUUCGAUUGUUGGAAAAGAUCGAAGAAUCCAAGUAUCCGAGUUCUAAUAUUUCAAUUUACUUUCGAGUUAUUAUGUAAUGAAGAGGAUCCCACAAAAUCUGUGAGUCUUUGGGAACUAACUGAAUUAUUUAUUGAAAACUUAACAUUUGAAGAAGAUAAGAAAAUUUACAAUUUACUAUCGAAGGUACGGAACGUCCCACGAAAUAUCAGACCAAACUUUUUAAUAAAGAGUUACAACUUCAUGAAAUCGUUAAUUGAUAAAGUAAAAGAAGAAGACCGGGGUCAUUACAAGUCACUUAGUGCAGACAUGGCGGAAGAAUCAAGAGAUAUAAUGGAAGACAUGUGUCCCAAGUUUGUUACUUCUGUUAUAAACGAGUUUCUCGAUAAAGACUUUUUCGGCGAUGGCAACGAUUUCGGAGGGAAUAGAGGUAUGAUAUCCGUUAUUUCAGCCUAUCUGCUGUGUGCUGAAAAUGAAGACUUACAAAUCGAAAAAUAUGAAAAAGUAUUUGUACCACUGAUGAGGCGUGCUGUAACAAUGCCCAACGUUGUCCGAGACCAUUUCCAGCGUUUGCUAAUACAACUUACGACUGACUUAAAAGAUUAUGUAGUUAAAAAGAAUAUGAUUAUACCUGUUAAAAUGUUUUCAAACAUACAAGAAGAACUUGAAAAAUCGUUGCGUAUAUCAGAAAAUUAUAUGAUGUUAACAAAGUGGAAGCUAACGGUCGAUUUGGCAAAACUUACUGAAAAAUCCAGUUCCAAUGAAUGGCAAGAUAUUGUAAAUGAAAUAGCACCGGAGUUUGGAAAAAAUUGUCUAAAAUACUUGAAACAAGAUGUGGACACGCACUUCCCUUGCAUUUAUAAACUAUUCUCGAAAGCUCUGAAUACAUUGCUUGAAACACUAUUUGAAAACGAUAGUGGUAGGAUCAAAAUUUACGAAUGCAUAUUGGCUGACAACGAUUUUGUCCAAGGUUACCUUGCCACAAUAGAAAUGAGCGGUCAAUCAUACAUAUAUGAUAAAUCCACAUAUGAAGUAUUAUGGAACCAAAUUAUUAAACAUCCUUCUGUAGAAGUGCAAAUGCAUUAUUAUAAUAGUAUAAAAGAUUUGAGGGUCUAUUAAUAUGUCGGAUAAUGAAUCAACGUCAUUGUUAAUUUUUUUUAAACUAACUUUAAAAAAUCCGUCAUUUGAAAAAUUAAUUAAUAUUAUAAAAAAGUUGAUUAAUAUUAACAUUUUGAAAUUGUAUUACUAACCUUACUACUACUAUGCAUUGUUAGAAGUUAGGCACCUACUUAGCAUUGCUAAUAUUUUAUAUGGUGGGUACCUACAUUUGUUUUGCAAAGCUUUUUGUUUUUAUUUAAUGUUGAACAAUUAAAUGGCAUCCACAA
Molecule: messenger RNA, 3921 nt
Organism: Helicoverpa zea (corn earworm)
Lineage: Eukaryota; Metazoa; Arthropoda; Insecta; Lepidoptera; Noctuidae
Exons: 2
Coding region: 167-3655 (1162 amino acids)
Source: RefSeq, a predicted model, not a curated record